Messenger RNA from Glarea lozoyensis ATCC 20868, 813 nucleotides. Its product is annotated as RNA-binding, RBD. NCBI's taxonomy places the organism in Eukaryota, Fungi, Ascomycota, Leotiomycetes, Helotiales, Helotiaceae. Gene Ontology annotation, molecular function: mRNA binding. The record is from RefSeq and is a predicted model, not a curated record. Gene Ontology annotation, biological process: mRNA export from nucleus. Bases 1 to 813 code for a protein of 270 amino acids. Gene Ontology annotation, cellular component: nucleus. The transcript has 6 exons.
AUGGAUCGCGCUCUCGACGAAAUUGUAUCUGAACGUCAUCGAGGCGGACGAACUCGAGGACGCCGUGGGGGUCGCAGAGGCGACAGAAACGACUACCCCCGUGACGGUUCGACAAGAGAGGACAGUAGAAACAUAGACUCUGACGCUCCUCCAAGCGCAAAGCUGAAGGUUGACAAUCUACACUAUGACUUGACUGAGGAGGACUUGGAUGAUCUGUUCAACCGAAUUGGACCUGUACUCAAGCUUUCACUUGUGUAUGAUCGUGCUGGUCGCUCGGAGGGUGUAGCUUAUGUUACGUAUGAAUCUCCUGCAGAUGCGAAGCGAGCCAUCCGAGAGUUUGAUGGUGCGAAUGCAAAGGGCAAACCGAUUAGCCUCACAUCUGUGCCUUCUGGUCCCUCUCAUGCCAACCGUCGCAAUCCCUUUGAUUCCGCAGUUGCACCAGGUCGCUCAUUAGCAGACCGAAUAACGGUACCAGCGAAUCGAAGCCGCUCUGACUCACCUAUCCGACACUCAGAUGUUAGCGGCCCUCCUCCUAGUAAUGUCGAUAGAUAUGUACCGGGCCGUGGAAGCCGAUCUCGUAGCCCCCGUCCGCGCAGAGAUGGCCGCAGAGCUGGUGCUAGAAGGGAGCGUGGCGACAGACGUGGUGGUGCCCGUGGCGGGUCCGAAAGAGUUGCAAAAGAUGGUCGGCCAAAGAAAACACAAGAAGAGCUCGACGCUGAGAUGGAUGAUUAUUGGGGCGCGAAGGAUAAUGGUGCAGAAACCAGUGCUGCUCCUGCUGCGUCUGCUCAGGAUGAUAUUGAUAUGAUUGAAUAA